This is a messenger RNA of Ascochyta rabiei, 999 nucleotides long. RefSeq lists its product as uncharacterized. NCBI's taxonomy places the organism in Eukaryota, Fungi, Ascomycota, Dothideomycetes, Pleosporales, Didymellaceae. The transcript is spliced from 2 exons. The record is from RefSeq and is a predicted model, not a curated record. The coding region runs from base 1 to 999 and encodes 332 amino acids.
AUGCCACGUCUCAAGGAUCGCGUUUGGCUUCUCGGCAUGCUCAUCAUCUGCGGCGGGUUUGGCACCAUCGCUAUUGUCGGCUACCUGUCGCCCGUAGUUGAACUCAGCGGACUCGACGGCCGCUGCCGCAUCGGACUUCCGCCCCGCGUCAGCCUUCCGCUCCUGUGCUUCGAUGUAGCCGUCAACUUCCUACUUACUGGUGUAUUUUUCUGGCUGCUCCGACCUGUUUUGGAUUUCCAUGGCUUGUUGAGAUUGAGCACGUGGGUUGGCAACAAUUUCACUACGAAGAUCAAGAAGAGCGGGCAGAGGAGGGAGGUCGAACUUGAAAGUGCACUGGAAGGAGCGAGUAUGAAGAGCGCUAUGAACAAAAACAUCAAGAAAUUGCUGUGGAAGUGUCUCAUUGGAAGCACAUUAGUCAUGGUUCCCACAGUCGCAAACAUGACACAGUUCUACAUCAUGAACAGCAGAGAACUAGGCUGGGUCUGCCUAACAAUCUGCACCUUUGACAUCUCCUGGGGCGUCAUCAUAGUCAACUGGCUUACCAUCGGCUCCGCCGAAGCCGAGAACAACCUCUCAACCCUCAUGUCGCAGCGCACCCUCCGCUCCGACGCAUGGGGCAGCAAACCCGACUCCCACAUCCGCUUCGACGUAGGCCUCACCACCCACGCCGACGAACCACACCCGCAGGAAAUGCGCACGCGCCAGGCGUCCGCCACCACGGCUGAAGUCUUCGUCUUCUACAAUGCAGCCAGUCUGAAGGACGAAGGCGGUUUGCUCCGCCAGGACGGCGUCAGAGAGAGUUGGAUCAAAGAGACGGAAUGCCCGCCGCAUAUUGCACAGGUUCCCCCGCGGUUGGGCGACCCCGCGGCAAGCUGGGACGAGCCAAGUCAAGGGUGGGCGGAGGACAGCAAGAGUUGUUGGGUUACUGUUACUGUCAACGACAGGGUGGUUAGGGGGCAGCGGAGCGAGGAGAGCUUGGGGCCUGAAAGGAGCGCGUAG